Strigops habroptila (Kakapo) is the source of this 1185-nucleotide messenger RNA. RefSeq names its product selenoprotein M (gene SELENOM). The transcript has 5 exons. Gene Ontology annotation, cellular component: endoplasmic reticulum lumen. Lineage: Eukaryota; Metazoa; Chordata; Aves; Psittaciformes; Psittacidae. The record is from RefSeq and is a predicted model, not a curated record. Gene Ontology annotation, molecular function: oxidoreductase activity.
GGGGUGAUGAGCGUUUCCACGUGCUCACGGUGUGUGUACGUGUGUACACGUGGCUGUCCACGCUGCGCAUGUGUGGUGUGCGUUUGCUGUGCGCGUGCAGCGUGUGUCGUACUCGUGCUGAGGCUGCUCGACGUGCGCGUGCUCGAGCCCGUCGGGGCGGGAUCCCCCGUGCGCGCCGUGGCCGUGACGUGGCGUUGCGGGAUGCUGCGGGCGCUGCCGCUGCUGCUGCUGGUGUCGGUGCUGGCGGCAGGGCUCGGCCCAGGACCCCCCCGGCACCGCGGGGCUGAGCUGCGGGACCUGGCCCGGGGCAAGGUGGAGACCUGCGGCGGGUGACGGCUGAACCGCCUGAGGGAGGUGAAGGCGUUCGUCACCCAGGACAUUCCCCUCUACCAUAACCUAGAGAUGAAGCAUCUGCCUGGUGCUGACCCUGAGCUUGUGCUCCUCAGCCACCGAUACGAGGAGCUGGAGAGAAUCCCCCUAAGCGACAUGACCCGGGAGGAGAUCAAUCAGCUGGUGCAGGAGCUGGGUUUCUACCGCAAGGAGACGCCUGAUGCCCCUGUGCCCGAGGAGUUCCAGUUUGCACCUGCCAGGCCUCUGCCCCCACUGCCACCUCCCCAAACUCCCACUGCUGAUGGCCACACCCCAGCCAAACACAACGAGGGAGAACACCCAGACCUCUAAUGAGGGGUGCUGCAGCCAGGAGAAGGUCCUGCAGCCAGUCCCUGGUGUGCAGGGAUAAGGACAUCACAGCAGCUGGGGAUGGUGCUGCGGAGUGGCAGAGGUGCUCCUGUUGUUGCUUGGUGCUGUGUAGCCUCUGUCCCAAGGAUGCCCUGAGCUGCCCCAGCCUUUAUCAGGGGUUUCAUGGGCAUUGUGGCCCUCUCAGGGGUGUGCAACAAGCACACAGGACUUGUUGCACACACCUUCCCCUGCAGCCCAGCAUUCCCAGACGGUCAGAUGUUCUUUGUGCUCCCUCUCAGUGCCCUGAGAUUUAGCUGACGCCUGGCGUUGGGCAGCGAUAUCCUACCUGCGUGGGACAGGAUGAAACCCUCAGCAGAAAGCCUCACGUGCUGAGGGUUGAUGUGUUGAGUCCUGGAGGUGGGAAAGCUGCCCCCAGAGGGGUUAUGGCUUUAUGCCCCAGCAGGAUUGUCUCAUAUCAAGCCCCCAGUAAAGCCCUUGCAUACUAUC